UACAACACUACUGAAAUGGAGGUAACAUAUACUGAACUGCGUCAGCUCGUCGAAAAUGGAGAGAGGAUACGCUGGUGCGGAACACCAGUAGACGGUCGUGUAUCUGUACAGUUGAUCAAAAAUGACACUGCGCGGUUUGUGACGAUAGACGUCGACAAGGUAUUCGACGAUUGGAAGUGCGUAGGAGUGAUAAGAAAUGGAGAGGCUAUAAACCCCAUGGAGAAUACUGGCUAUGCACCACACAACCGAGACAUAUUUGCCACAAUGCGGAAAGCGUCAGUACUUGGCAUAAAUAUAUCCGGAGAUUGCAUGACACAAUGUGGCAAAGAAUAUGUUCCUAUCAGCGGCUGUACAUGUGGCUAUGAUAUUGAACUAGAUUUAAGAUCAGAAGAGAGAGGUGGGUUCCCAUUACCAACGGUUCCUAUACUGUCGGUGGCACUAUGGUGCACAUGUGGCUUCAGAAAAUUUAUAUCUACUCUUGACAUACCUAGAGACGAUUGUAUACGGGUAUAUAAGAACACUGAUUUUGUAAAGGUUACGAUAGACCUAAUUAAAGAUCAUAUGCCGCUAUGGCUCGUCGGAUGGAACUGCUACUCCUUCGACAACACGUGCUUGGUAUGCAACGCCGGAGAUGAAUAUCUGAAAUAUUUUAACAAAGUCAAGAUUGGUAGUGCUUCUGGUAUCGACUACGGCUAUAUUUUAGAUAUACCAGGCGUGUAUAACGUAGAUCCACUUGGUUAUAUGCAACGCAACCCAUCGUACGCUGACGAGUUCAAGGAUCUAAGUUUGCAAGGAGUUUCAUCUGUUAUAAACGAUCGUCAGAAAACUGAAAUGCCAGACCUAUAUAAAGUGUUAUCUCCAAUUGAAAUCAUGGAAUACAAUAUGAACGAUUCUGCGCUAGCUGCCGAUGCAUGGAUUAAAGUGUCACUAAUAGACGAGAUUCCAAGUUUAUCGUUAGUAUCAUGCGCGCCGAUAUAUGAUUGUGUGCGCCACAUGACAAGCGUCGAGGCUAGGUGCCCGUUGACGUCAGAGGCGAUGUCGCGCAGCCUCAUGAUAGACUGGUCAGCCCCAGAGCCUAUGGAAAAGUAUGAAGGUGGACGAGUGUUCGAGCCAAUAAAGGGAAUCCACGAUGAAGUCGUUGUAUGCGACUUCUCAGCAAUGUAUCCAACGAUCAUGAUAGAUGGCCGUAUAUCACCAGAGACAGUAGUUGUAGAACCACCUGACGAUCACGAAUACGGCGACAUGUGGUACUGUGAUAAUUAUAUACGUGUUCGACUAGAGGAUUGUAUAGGUCGAUUUCCGCGCACCGGAUCCUGCAUACAGCGCGAUAUACUAAUGAAAUUUUCUAAGAUUCGAAAUGCAAAUAAGGCUACUAACCCUAAAUACGCGAAAACGGUUAAGAUAUCAUCGAAUGCAGUUUAUGGUACGAUAGGCUACCAAAAUUCUCCUAUGUAUAGCCCUGUGUGCUCGAGCUCAGUUACCGCGAUUGGAAGAUUGUGCUUAGAAAGAGCGAGAGACGUGUUUGAAAGUAACGGCCUCAAAGUGAUAUACGGAGAUACAGAUUCGUGCUUUGUCGCAGCAACAGCAGUUACAACAAUGAAAUUUAACGGCGAUGUCAUAGAGCAUGCGCAGUUUUGUUUAGACAAGUUACAUGAAUUGCUAGCAACGACUCCGUUUUUCUCAAUGCGGAUGGCACUCGAGUGUAGGUACAAACGCGUCCUUCUUCUAGAGAAAAAGAAAUAUUGCGCAUUAAUGGACAACGAUAAAAUAAAGUAUAAAGGAAUGUCGAUUGUAAGACGAGACACUCUAGGCAUCUGCAAGUUCGCAUGCGAGGCUGUUUGCAGCGCACUUUUACGCUCAGGGAGUAUUACUGCAGCUAAUGAACUGAUUGCUCAGAUAAUUGCAAAUAUUGUGUAUAGCGCAAUAUACAACAAACUUAGUCAUAAUGACGUAUCAAAGGUGGCAAAACGAGACCAGAAACGGUCUUAUGUAUACAUGGGAAGCGAUAACAAGGAGAGGGUAGUUCCGAUCGACAUGUCGUCUAACGUCGUUACUGACUACAGCAAGACAUACGUACUCAAUUCAGUUAAGCAUGAGAUUUUAAGAAUAACAUCACCAUGCGGAUUGGGAUCUAUAUCGGAAAUAAUGAACCGCUCCUCACUCUUAUUUUAGGCAAAGAUUGUCGAAAUUUCCCAUGAAAACCGACGAGGUGUUAGUGCACGGCUCUUCUAAAACUCCCUCAAAACUUGGCAUUGCUGUAUAAUCCGUGGCCAGCAGA
This is a messenger RNA of Exophiala oligosperma, 2278 nucleotides long. RefSeq lists its product as uncharacterized. Lineage: Eukaryota; Fungi; Ascomycota; Eurotiomycetes; Chaetothyriales; Herpotrichiellaceae. Gene Ontology annotation, biological process: DNA-templated DNA replication. The annotation marks the transcript as partial. The transcript has a single exon. Gene Ontology annotation, molecular function: DNA-directed DNA polymerase activity; nucleotide binding; DNA binding. The record is from RefSeq and is a predicted model, not a curated record.